Anastrepha ludens (Mexican fruit fly) is the source of this 2994-nucleotide messenger RNA. Its product is annotated as Kruppel-like factor 2. The transcript has 5 exons. The record is from RefSeq and is a predicted model, not a curated record. The coding region runs from base 678 to 1958 and encodes 426 amino acids. Gene Ontology annotation, molecular function: RNA polymerase II cis-regulatory region sequence-specific DNA binding; DNA-binding transcription factor activity, RNA polymerase II-specific. NCBI's taxonomy places the organism in Eukaryota, Metazoa, Arthropoda, Insecta, Diptera, Tephritidae. Gene Ontology annotation, biological process: regulation of transcription by RNA polymerase II.
UGUAUAUGUACUUAAAUAAAACGAUAUAAAAUAAGUCAAUUUCAUUUUUGCGUUUGCGGAUUACUCGCUUAAACAAUCGCUGCGUUCGGCUUUCGAGUGGUGCAAACUCUUUCUGCAUCGUAAAUUUUUCGUUUAUGGGCUUUAGAGACGACACCGGUCGCUUGAUUAUUGCUCGCAGUACGUCGCGUCACGCACUGUAAACACUGCCUGCUCCCCGGCAAAGUCUGUGCAUCCAUCGUCUUGCACAAGCCGCGAGCAUUUACACAAUGCAUCAAGCGUGCGCCACUGCAUCAAUUGUGCUAGUUUUGCUUGAAUUCCUUAUUGCAGACAUUUGCUAGCAAUAAUUGUAAAGACAAAAGCAGCGGUGGCUAAACUAGCAACAACAGCAACUUUAACAACAAUAACAAAUAACACCAACAGCAACAAUCAACAGGUGUCAUUGCUUUUCUGCGCUGUGCUCUGUGUGUGUGUAUGUGUGUGGUGUAGCAUGGGUCGAUAUAAGGCUAUGCACAUACGCACGCACUUGCACUCGCACUCGCUUAAACGCAUACGCACACACUCACAUGAAUAUUCAAAGCAUUCGAAAAUAUUUGCAACUUUGGCGUCAACACCGAAAAAAUAGCUACGGCAAUAGCGACAAAAGACGGUUAUUGUUUUGUUAGCUGUUUUACUAUUUAAUGGUUUUCAUGAAUGGCCUGGGACCUGACCCUCUGCCAGCGAAGGAGGCAGAGGGACCUCCGGUUCAAAUGGAGCCAGUUGACCUUAGCUUACGUUCCCUACAAGGAUCUCAAUCACCAAACUACAAAUUGUUUGGAAGUAAACACAGUAAUGGAAGAGAUAAUCUUUACAGCACUUAUUCAAGCAUAAAAAGCGGCAAUGGCUACAACCACAAUUAUAAUCGAGAUCGCUUUACCUCCUCUACAUCAAGUUCCUCCUCUUCAUUCACCACAUCAACUCAGUUGCAAUCUAAUCGGCAGUAUUCAUCACCAUUCUCAUCAUCAACGGUUUCUAAACUUCCUAUAUCUCCGCUUUUAGCCACUUCACCUUUCCUUUUGCCAUAUCGGCGCAUAAAAGAAGAGAGCAACAGCAAAAGCAAUACUUUUUCAAAUAGCAGCAACCACAGCAUCAAUAGUGGACAUUUCAAUCAAAGUUUUAAUCAAGCAAACUCUCAACAUCACCGAAAUGCUGGAAGCAUAAAUCCAACUUCUUCCACAUCACCUGCUUUAUCAUCCACUGCUGAAAUACCGUUUUGUAAUCAUCCUCUUACAGCCGUCGCCGGCGUUGCUGCAGCACAAAGAACUUUUAGUUUGUUAAGCCUUUUCAAAAAUCCUUAUAAGUAUACAACAGACCGAAGGUCUUCACCGUUUAGCUCAAGAGUUUGGAGUUCCAAUGAUGUGGUAUUGCCUUCAGCUCCAUCAAAUGUUACUUCGAUGCUACAUGUUACUUCUACGUACAGUAAAAUGGCUCCAGGCCCAGUUAGCUCCAACACGAUAUCGCCAUGGAAGAUAAUGUCUUCAGCAACUCAGACUAAUCAAACAACGUUGAACCCCACCUUCCAAGGAUCAUCAAAUGCUGAUAGUCGCAAAAAUUCUUUCAGUAGCAUGGUAUUGAGAGGAGCUGGUGGCAGUAUGUUUGGACGAUCUGAGGAAUCAAGCGGAAUUAUUAACAAUAUCGGUUUUAGUGAUCUCUCUAAAAAUCGGAAAGUGCACAAAUGUGACACCGAGGGUUGUGAUAAAGUAUACACAAAGAGUUCUCAUCUUAAGGCGCAUAAACGCACUCACACAGGUGAGAAACCGUACGUGUGUAACUGGGAAGGCUGCAUAUGGCGAUUCGCUAGAUCGGACGAAUUGACACGCCACUACCGAAAGCAUACCGGCGUUAAGCCUUUUCGCUGCCAGCUCUGCGCACGCUCUUUUAGCCGUUCCGAUCAUCUAUCGCUGCACAUGCGUCGACACUAAAUUUCCAUCAAACAAAUAAGUAGAAAGUAAGACAGCGGCACAAUUUACUCACUAAUAUUCGUUUGCAACUACAGCCACUUAUUUUAGCAAAUUUUAGAAAAUUUUUUUAUUUAAUAAACUUAGCCAAUUAUCAUGUUUAGUCUCGUAAGUACAGCAUCUCAUGAGGCUAUGUUACCCACAAGUUGAAACAAAUGGCUCUAUGUAAACAUAUUCACCAAAACAUUACAUUUGUUAAAUUGUGUUCGGUUUUCAAAAUGGAAGUACCUAUACACGUAUACACAUACAUACCAUAUCACGUAUACUAUAAAAGCGCAUAGUUAACUAAAUGUCGUCAAUACAAUUGAGUUGAUAUACGAAUUUCAGAGAGAACUACAUAAAUAAAAUACAUAUAAAGAUCAUCAUUAUUAAGUAAAUGCAUACAUAUGUACAUAUCACUACAUAGUAUAAAACAAAGUCGCUUUUUCUGUCCCUAUGUCCCCUUGAAUGCGGUUUUUUUUUAAAGAUAGAUUGAUUGAAGAGGAAGGUUUAUAUCAAUAUAAUGUGAAGAAAUAUAUAAAGGGGGCGUGGCAAUCAGUCAAAAUGUGGCAAAAAAACAUAAUUUUUUUGUUUUCACGGCCAUAAAUCAUAAACGAAUCAACCAAUUAAAAUGAAACUUUCUUGAAGUUUAACUUUGAAAUAUUUACUUUCGUUUUGCAUCAAAAAAAAAAAUUGAUUUAUUUGUUAUUUAACCAAAAUUGUUUAAACAAAAGCAACUCUUUUUCCAAAAAAAGCUGUUUGUGUGUUUGUUCGCUGUCAACCGAAUGAAGCAACAGGCGUUAAGCGAUAAUCUCACCACACCUCAUUAAUGUUGAAUUACAUCGUAUGGUGACGUAUGUAUGUAUGUAUUUACGAAUCGCUCGCAUUAUUUCAUUUCGGAAGUAUGUACAUAUGUAUGUAUGUAUAUACUGAAUUUUAUGUAAUUAUAUGUACAUACAAUUUUACAGCGAAAUAAACCGCUAUUUUCACGUUCUAUAUUAGUAAAUCGCACAUAAUUAAA